Molecule: messenger RNA, 828 nt
Organism: Brenthis ino (lesser marbled fritillary)
Lineage: Eukaryota; Metazoa; Arthropoda; Insecta; Lepidoptera; Nymphalidae
Source: the annotation of a GenBank genome assembly
AUGCAUCGCCGCAGAGGACCAAAUUUUACAUAUGUUAGUGGCUGUGUGAAAUAUAUGAUUUUUGUUUUGAAUUUUAUUUUUUGGCUGUUAGGUGGCUUGCUGAUAGGUGUGGGACUUUAUGCAUUUAUCGACAAAUGGCAAGCUACAGGUCUCAUAAAGCUGGAAACAGUGUAUGAUCUCAUGUUGAACAUCAGUCUGCUGAUAGCGCUACUGGGAGGCGUGGUGUUUGUGGUCAGCUUCGCAGGAUGUAUAGGGGCGUUACGUGAGAACACCUGUUUGCUUAAAUUUUAUUCUCUAUGCCUAUUGAUACUAUUUUUGGUCGAAAUGGGCGGUGCGGUGUGCGGGUUCGUCUUCCCGCGCUCCCUUCACGGAUUUGUGGAGCAAAGUUUCACAGAACGAGUGGUUCACGCGUACAGAGAUGACCCCGAUUUGCAAAAUUUCAUUGAUUACGCUCAAAGUGAUUUCCAUUGCUGUGGCCUAACGUCAGACGGUUACAUGGAUUGGUCGAAAAACGAAUAUUUCAACUGUUCGUCGCCGUCAGUGGAGAAGUGUGGGGUUCCGUUCUCGUGUUGCAUCAACGCGACCGAUAUAAGCUCGGGAUUGGUUAAUAUUAUGUGCGGUUAUGGCGUCCAGAACUUUCCUGUAGCAGAAGCAAGCAAGCGUGUAUGGACGAGCGGUUGUAUAGAGAUAGUAAGAUCGUGGGCGGAAAGGAACCUGUAUACCAUCGCCUCAGUGGCGCUGGGCGUUGCUCUAUCACAGCUGUUCGUUAUUUACCUUGCCAAGACUUUGGAGGGACAGAUUGAGUUGCAAAAGGCUAGAUGGCAAACA